AUGCCCAUGAAAGCGAAUGAAUGGAUCGAUGUAUCGCCGGAGAGGAACCAUUAUUCACUGGAUCAUUUUGUAAUUCCACAACAUUAUGAAAAUGAUCUUGAAAGCAUCUUGAUUCCACACGGUGUUAUCAUGGAUCGUAUCCAAAAGUUGGCCCGCUUAAUCGUUGACGAGACCGACGGUCCACUAGUUGUAUGCUGUAUCUUGAAGGGAGGUCAUCAGUAUUUUGCCGAUCUUACCAAUGCCAUCAAAUGUCUGACACGCAGCAACGGUCAGAGUGUGCCUCUCAGUUUGGAAUUCAUCCGCGUAAAGUCAUACAAGAAUGAUAAAUCUGAAGGCGUCACUAUCAGUUUAACCGAUACUGAAUGUCACGAAUUCACGGGCAAGAAUCUGCUCAUUGUCGAGGACAUUAUCGAUACCGGAGCGACCAUGAUCCAGUUGCUGGAGAAACUGAAAGAGUACAAGCCGAAAUCCAUACGUGUGACGAGCUUGUUAAUCAAGAAAACAUCACGAAGCAAUGGUUACAUUCCCGAUUAUGUAGGAUUUGCUAUUCCGGAUGCCUUUGUUGUUGGCUACGCGUUGGAUUACAAUGAAUACUUUCGCGAUCUUGAUCACAUUUGUGUUAUCAAUGUAAGUUUGGUUCAAUUUUGUUUCGAGACAAAAGAAGGGGGGAUGGAGUUGCUUGUUUUGUUUCAAUAUUAUGUUAUGGAUACGAGUCAUGAUCUAAUGUGA
Messenger RNA from Radiomyces spectabilis, 729 nucleotides. RefSeq names its product phosphoribosyltransferase-like protein. Gene Ontology annotation, molecular function: hypoxanthine phosphoribosyltransferase activity; magnesium ion binding. The transcript is spliced from 4 exons. Gene Ontology annotation, biological process: guanine salvage; IMP salvage; purine ribonucleoside salvage. Bases 1 to 729 code for a protein of 242 amino acids. NCBI's taxonomy places the organism in Eukaryota, Fungi, Mucoromycota, Mucoromycetes, Mucorales, Radiomycetaceae. The record is from RefSeq and is a predicted model, not a curated record.